AUGCCUUUGCGUGAGUGGAACUUUUCAGAUUUUCUCCAGAAAGUUCUUAUUUUUCAGCUAACAAUUUACCGCCCGUUUCCGCCGUCGAUGGAUCCGAAGCUCACACGUACUUGGCCACUCUGGUUCACACCCGGAUGAAGCGAGCCGUGAACGGUAUCGCCCCUUUUCCCCAAAUACCAACUUAUCUAUCUGUUUUGAAGGUGACAAACUCGAUGAAAUUCUGGAGAGUUUGCAAGUGUACGCCCGUCUCGCCAACGGAAUUUCCCUGCAAAUCGGACUGUCCGACUCUUCCGUUCCCGUGGAUGACGUCAUCGUCGAGUUGCUCCACGUGGCACCUCUCAAGCUCAGCGAUGUUAUCAACUUGGACACGAACGCACUGAGCGAGUCAUUGAAGACGUUCAAGGAGCUUCUGGAUCAGCUGGAGACGGCGAAUAAUGUGAGGAGCGUUGAGGAACGAUUGGAGCUUCUGGAGACGAUAAGGGGAAUUGUUGCGAACCUCGGCGAUGUGAAGAAUCUGGAAGGGAAGGGAGCGUAUUCGAGUGCGUUAGAGAAGGCGAAGGGAUUCGCGAUUGAUGUGCAUGCAGUUUCAAUGUUUGGUAACGCAGUGGAUGCGCUAAAGCUGUCGAUGACUCAAAUUGACGAAUGGAAAAACGAAAAAGAUGUGAAAUCCAUGUAUGCCAAAGUGAAUAAUUUGAACUACCAGCUGAACGAGUACGAGACCGCUUUCAACACUUUCUCUCCUAUGUUCCUCAAGUUGGAUGAAGUCGGUGGUCUUCAGAAUGGAACGGCCAUCUUCCAAUCGCUGAUCGACGAGAACGAAGCACGGAACAGUUACAAGCUCCACGCGGGAUUCAAGCCCGAGCAAAUUGAAAAGUCACGUAAGCUGCUCAACACUUUCAAAUCGGCUGCCGAUGCCUUCAAGAGAGACCGCGGCUUGCUCGAAACUCUCCGGAGACUGGUUUCUGCGCACAACUCCGUUUUCGGUCCGUCGAAGUUCGCCACUGGAUUCCCGAACGGAGGCGACGAUCUGGACGAGCUCGCGAAGGAUACGGAGAAGGAAUGGGUGCACGAGAGCAUGAAAGGAGGAAAGGAAACGGCUGUGCAUCUGAAGGGAACAUUUCAGAAGUUGGAUGAGUUCAAGAAGGAGUUGAAAGUCGUGGAAAAGGUUCUGGAGCCGGUGAGCAACAAGAAAAGUGUCGCUGCUUUGAAGCAAUCAACAUCCGUUCAACUCGAAAUGGCCGGAAAAGCGGAUAAAUGGAAAGACCAGCGCAGUGCUUCGGAAGGAUUGGAAGAUUGCGACAGCAAGUUUCACCAGAAGUUCCAGCCCGACUAUUCCGCUAUCAGCCCGACUCUGGAGUCGAUUAAGAGAUUGGAUGAGUUGAUUGGUACGCUGGCGUUCGACAGGAGCACUGUCAAAAUGGAUGAUAUCGUCGCACUGAAGAACCUUACCGACGUGCAAUCGUUCUCGGACAAAGACAAAAAGGAGAAGAUCCCCGGAAUCGUUGCCAGCCUGAAAAGUAUGCCAGAAGUCAAAACGACUCGUGCCGGUCUCGACAAACUCAAAUCUCAUCUGGAAGGUGUGAAGAAAGCGGCCACUCAGAUCCCCACGUUGGCUGAUGAAAUCCAUAAGAAGAUCGUGGUGAUUGACAAGUACGUGAAAGACCUGGCUGACUCCAACUUUUUGAGUUUCUACGAUUGCAUGAAAAAAAUCGGACCCGGUGGGACAGGACUCAAGGACAUGAUCGGAAAGGUCGAGAUUCUGAGAAGCAAGAGAACCGAUUUGAACGUCGACGAGGCACGUGGCAUUUUGAACUCUCUUCAGGCUUCGAAAUCCGGAUUGAAAGUGCUUCAAACCGCCGGAAGUGCUCUGAAAGGCGUGGAUGUGAAUGAGCUGAAGGGAGCGAUGGAGAGUGCCCAGACUGUCGCGGAGAAUCUGGGAAUGGCCGCUCAAGGCAUUGGAAGUAUCGCGAACGCGCUGGAAAAUCGGAGCAAUCUGGAUGGGAUCACGGCUGUCAAUGCUGAAGAGAUCAAGAAAACGGCGGAUGCGCACAAGGCACAGCUGGGGUCUCACCACGAGAAUCUCUUGAAACUGGAAGGACUCGGGACCGAUCUGAAGAGCGUCUUCGUUGGAAUCGACACGUUCACGGGCUCGUUGAAACAUUUCUCGAGCACCGUGCUGAGGAAUUUUGUUGAUCCGUUCCGCCAAGCCGAGAAGAUCCCUAGUGUGAAGAUGACCGAGUCAGAACUGGUCGAGAUGAAGAAGGCCGUCGAGGCGUUAAUUGUCAUCGAUCCGAAUGGAAAACAGCAGUUGGAACCCGUUCUCAAGGCUCUGAACACUUUGAGCUCUUUGGAUUUGGAUUUUUCGCGCUUCAAGUUCUCCCAAACGGUCAAUAGCCUGACAUCGCUCGAAUCCUUCUUUGCCAGACUCUCCAGUUCCCUCGUCGUGACGACUUCUACUCCUCCGUCCACGAUUUCGUCCACUUCCAGACCACUCUUCGCCGCUUCCACUGUUCUCAUUUCUGUGGCUACGCAAGCACCGACCGAUUACACGUGGUAUGAUAUUCAGUGGAAAAUUGAGUACAUGUAUUUAUUUCAGGCUGGUUGUGAUUGGUAUCAUCUUAAUCAUUUUGAUAAUCGUCAUGGUAACCAGCUGGUGCUGCUUAAGAAAGAAGAUCAAAAUGAAGUUGAACAAAUGGAAAAGCGGCUCGACGAGCUCCGCUUCAACUAGCAACGAAACUGUGUCUUCAACGCCUCUGAAUAGCACCGUGAUCAAUGAGACGGCAAAAACUGCAGAGUCAUACACCACGAAUCAGUCGCCGGCUCUUUUACAAAAGCAGCCGAAGACUCCCAAAGAGAAAGUUCCUGCGAAGGGUUCGACGUCUUCGGAUGGAUCCAAGAAUCAGCCGAAGACUCCCAAAGAAAAAGUUCCUGCGAAGGGUUCGACGUCUUCGGAUGGAUCCAAGAAUCAGCCGAAGACUCCCAAAGAGAAAGUUCCUGCGAAGGGUUCGACGUCUUCGGAUGGAUCCAAGAAUCAGCCGAAGACUCCCAAAGAGAAAGUUCCUGCGAAGGGUUCGACGUCUUCGGAUGGGUCCAAGAAUCAGUCGACGAGCCGUGAAAAAGAAGAUCCUCCGAAGGAUGCGAAAGAUAAAUCCAAAGAACCUGGCGUUUCUCGUGAGAAGAAAGACAACACAGUUUCGGAUGAAGAAGAAAAGUCAGUAGUUUCACUGAAUGGCAAGAUGACAUUUCUGGAAGGCGUGUGCCGUCAGAUUCGGAAUGAGGACUGGAUGGCGAGGACGUGGGCCAAAAAAGUAAUCGAAGAGGCUUUCAAGAGAGCUACACAAGACAAAGAGCAUGCAGUGGAUGAAUACGUGCACAAGAUAAAAUGUGGCCAUCAUACAAUCUUCAUGACCGAGGUAGUGAUGAAUGAUGAGUAAUGAAUUCAUUGUAACUAUUUGCAGCAUCCGAAAGACAUUUCAAGCCUGGAGCGUUUUUGGGAGACGGUCGACACUGGCCAUAUCAAAGCGAUUGUUCAUUUGAGCAAUCACUCAAAAGGUAGGAAUAAUUGGAAAUUGCCUCCGACACGCUUGAUUUUGCUACAGACCGCUUCCCGUAUUAUCCUGAGGAAGGCGCAGUGUUUAGAACGGCGAAUAGGAAGUACCAGGUGGCGAUCGAGAAGAGGACCCAAUGCCACUUCACGCCGGAUAUCACCGUCAAACUCACUAAUAAUAGCACGUGGGUUGCAUUGCAAAUCGAGUUUCAGUAAAUCUGGUCUGAUUUAUUUAGGAAAGUAGAGAAACACAUCGGCAUUUACAAGAUAGAUACGCAGGAGUGUGAAACUUUUGCUGCUUUCCAAAGAAUUGCCGCCUUGUUCGAUUACCUAAGUGACGCCAAAGUGAGUUCUUCAUCUUUUCUUCUCAGAUCACUCAUUCUUUUACAGAAGACUACUCUGGUUCAUUGUUCAAACGGUAUCGAUCGUACGAUGGCAUUCGUCGGCGCACGGAAGGGAAUCGAAAUGUGCUCGAAGCAGAAAAACUGCACGGUUCUGCAGAGUGAGUUUUUAGCGCGCUCAGUGUCAUUUCCAUUGCAAAGUCUCUCUGUUUGCAGUUCUGAUCACCUUGUACCAGCACAAGCACAGAUUGAUUAGGCCGAAGGUGUUGUUUUUCAUUUUGAAGGCAAUUGCACAGCGUACUGAAGAGGUACAUUCGAAUUUUAGCACAAUUUUAGAAAUACAUUCGAGUUUGCAGAAAUCUUCGGCGUUCUUCCAUCCGAUAUUCGACGAAUUCUCGUUUUACUUAGAACAGGAAGAGUCGAAGAAACCGCAAACUCAUUUACUAUAUUUGAAUGCUCUAAAUUAUUAUUUGAACAAAGCGUAUCAAGCAGCCGAAGUGGAAUGUUAUCAACAGAAUAGAAAGAUGAAAGAAAUGAAGGACAAGCAGGAAGAGGAGGCAGAACGACUAAAGGAGCCGGAAGUGAAGAAAGUGGGCAGACAUUUGGAGAAGUUUCCAACCGACUCGGAGAGAGAGCAGCGUGAACGGAGAGAUAGACGGAAAAGAAAGCCGCCGAAACCGGAUGUUUCCUACAAGCAGACAGAGAAGAAGGAUAAAGGAAGAACUAGUAGACUAUUGUAUAUCCGUAUCAACGGGAGGCCUGAAUCAGCCCCGAAAUGAUCGACUUAUUUGACGAUUCGAUAAAAUAUAUUUGUUUGAUCCUCCUGUGAUGUGUCCAAAUUCAUGUGAUUGUUUGCAUUUUUUCCUUGCCCUUAUCAGUUUCCACUGCCCAGAAACAUUGCCUUUCUCGCCUGACUGCUCUUCUUUUCACGAAACUUUUCAAAGCGAACCUUUUCAGGAUUAUUGUAUCCUUAAGCGAUGAGAGAAGUGAUCUCGAUACACGUCGGUCAGGCGGGAGUUCAAAUCGGAAACGCGUGCUGGGAGCUCUACUGUCUCGAGCACGGAAUCCUUCCCGACGGCACUUUUCUCGAUGCGGACGGUUCUUCGGGCUCUCUGAGCACGUUUUUCUCGGACACUGGCUAUGGAAGACACGUGCCACGGGGACCUCUGAUUUUUUUUAUAAGAGUUCAGUUUUACUGGGUUCUUCAAAAUGAGCCAGGUCAGAGGUAAAUGUAAGGUUUCUGAGAGAAGUUACAGCUUCACAAUUUCCACUCCUCCGUAUGCUUUGACAGCCCGUGAUGACAUUUGCCGCAGAAAUUUGAGAGUUUUCCGCCCGAGCUACACCAAUUUGAACAGAAUUAUUUCACAGGUUUGCGGAAAAACAGUAUUUCUCCGGUAGCGGCCAGACAAAAGCCCUCCAAAUUUGAAUUUUUGUAAAUUUUCCAAGAAACAGACACUCUUCCUUUGUGUUUGACACAAAAUAUCGUAAAUGUACGAUAUUUUUUCCCAAACAUUUAAAUUUUGCAGUCUUUUUCCAGGCGAAGCCUGAAAUUCGGUAAACAUGUACGAAAAAGACGAAAAAAAAGAGCAUUUUUGAAAUUUUUGUGCGAAAAAAGUUGUAUCGACUGUUUGCAGGUGGUGUCCUCGAUCACGGCCUCUCUCCGCUUCGACGGCGCUCUGAACGUGGAUCUGAGCGAGUUCCAGACGAACCUGGUCCCGUACCCGCGCAUCCAUUUCCCCCUCGUCGCCUACAAUCCGCUCAUCGCUUCGGCAAAUCAUGAGAUCCUCUCGGUCGACGAGAUCACCAAAUCGUGCUUCGACUCUGCAAAUCAGAUGGUGAAAUGCGAUCCGAAGAACGGAAAGUACAUGGCCGUCUGCCUGCUUUACCGCGGCGACGUCGUGCCGAACGACGUCUCCGCCGCCAUCAAAUCGAUCAAAACGCAGAGGACGGUGCAGUUCGUGGACUGGAGUCCGACCGGAUUCAAAGUCGGACUCAACUACCAGCCGCCGACGGUGAUCCCGGGCGGCGACAUGGCCAAGGUGCCGCGCGCCGUCUGUAUGCUCUCCAACACGACGGCGAUUGCGGAAGCGUGGCAGAGACUCGACUACAAGUUCGAUUUGAUGUACGCCAAACGGGCGUUCGUGCAUUGGUAGGUUCAUUUUCAAGUUGUCCACGGCGACCAAAAGUUGAGAGGCGCGUGGCCCAGUGAGCACGGUUUUCCUCAAAAUUCUGACAAUGUUGCUCUAUCGCGGCCUCGACCUUCUCCAAUUUUGCACUAAAUCCACGUGGAGAGCGGUAGAGAAAAAUAGCCCAAAUUUUCAGACGAAAAGUGAUUUGCAGGUACGUGGGCGAGGGAAUGGAAGAGGGCGAGUUUUCGGAAGCACGCGAAGAUCUGGCGGCGCUGGAGAAGGACUACGAGGAAAUUGGCGCGGAUUCGAACGACGGAGAGGAGGAGGAGGACGAGUAUUGA
Molecule: messenger RNA, 6358 nt
Organism: Caenorhabditis sp. 36 PRJEB53466
Lineage: Eukaryota; Metazoa; Nematoda; Chromadorea; Rhabditida; Rhabditidae
Source: the annotation of a GenBank genome assembly